Molecule: messenger RNA, 1305 nt
Organism: Bemisia tabaci
Lineage: Eukaryota; Metazoa; Arthropoda; Insecta; Hemiptera; Aleyrodidae
Biological process (GO): deoxyribonucleotide biosynthetic process
Cellular component (GO): cytosol
Molecular function (GO): ribonucleoside-diphosphate reductase activity, thioredoxin disulfide as acceptor
Source: RefSeq, a predicted model, not a curated record
AUGUCUUUCGUUCAUGCCAAUAGUUGUGACUGCUCUAAAUCCGAGUUGGAUUUAUUCUCUUUACCUCCGACUCAAUCUCAUAUAGAACACGGGCAGUGGGUAGUGUAUAAACCUAUUUCUUCGCUACAAGAUCAAACUCCGAUAGAAUUUGUCGUAGCCGGGCAGGGAAGUGAUUACCUUGAUUUAUCUCAGUCUCUAUUGAGUAUUAAAGCUAAAAUAGUGAAAAAUGAUGAUUCAGCUUUAGCCGCAGCUGAUGAUAAUCUAAUCGGGCCCAUUAAUAACUGGAUGCAUUCGUUGUUCAGUCAAGUUGAUGUUUAUUUGAAUCAGAAAAUAGUGUCUUCGUCGAGUAACGCGUAUCCUUAUAGGGCAUAUUUUGAAAAUUUACUAAGUUAUGGACCUGGCGCUAAAAACUCUCAUUUAACGUCAGUUUUAUGGUAUAAAGACACGGCAGGUCAUAUGGAAGUUGCUGAUAACGCGGGUUUGACAUCGCGUCGCGGUUUUAGUAAACGAAGCAAAACUGUUGAGAUGAUCGGACAUAUUCAUAGUGACAUUUUCUCUCAGGACAAAAUGCUGUUGAAUAACGUUGAAUUAAAAUUAAGAUUAGUUAGAUCUCGUGAUGAUUUUUGCUUAUUAGGUCAGGCAGGAUAUAAAGUGAAAAUUUUCGAGGCUAAUUUGUUCGCUCGCCGUGUCAAAGUUUCACCCAGUGUUUUGAUAAGUCAUGCCAAGGGUCUUGAGAGCACAACAGCAAAGUAUCCCAUCACCAGAGCCGACGUUAAAUCAAACACCGUCCCGGCCGGUGUUCACAGUGUAUCCCUCGAUAAUGUAGUCAGCGGUCAGCUCCCUACGAGAAUUAUUAUGGGUAUGGUUUCCAACACAGCUUUCAAUGGUGAUGUUACAUUAAACCCCUUCAAUUUUCAGAAUUUCGGACUAGAUUUUGCAUCAUUUCACAUAGACGGUCAACAAAUUCCGGGUGUUAUUUUAACUCCAAAUUUUGACUCGGAGGAGUACAUUAGAUCGUUCCAUACUCUUUUCUCAGGCACCGGUAUUCAUUACUCAGAUUCAGGAAACGAAAUUGAUAGGACGGAGUAUAAAAACGGAUACGGACUUAUCGCACUCGAUUUUACUCCUGAUCUCGAGGCUCACAUUAAGUCUCAUUGGAGUCUCGUGCGUCACGGAAGUUUGAGAAUAGAGCUGCGUUUCAAAGCGGCGUUGGCCGAAGCCAUCACUGUCAUUACCUAUGCUGAAUUCGACAACGUGAUAGAGAUAGACAAAAGCAGAAACGUUAUCGUCGAUUUUGGCGCCUGA